This is a messenger RNA of Pochonia chlamydosporia 170, 885 nucleotides long. RefSeq names its product suaprga1-like protein. Gene Ontology annotation, biological process: cytosolic ribosome assembly. The transcript has 2 exons. NCBI's taxonomy places the organism in Eukaryota, Fungi, Ascomycota, Sordariomycetes, Hypocreales, Clavicipitaceae. The coding region runs from base 1 to 885 and encodes 294 amino acids. Gene Ontology annotation, cellular component: mitochondrial matrix. The record is from RefSeq and is a predicted model, not a curated record.
AUGCUGUCUCUCCGAAGCUUUGCUAGAUCCGCCCCGCGGGCCAUGUCCCGGCUUGCCAGCGCUUCGAUGCGCUCUGGCGUUGCCCGUCCCAGCACCUUUGCCAAGGCCUCAGCUAUCAGUGCCCUGCGACCUGCUCGCGCCGCCGCCUUCUCAACAACAGCCGGCCGCCGUGCUGCGGACGGCGAAACCGACGAUGAGCUGUCCGCCAAGCUGGAGAGUGAAAUCCAAAUCGAGGAGGAGAUGAAGGCGCAGGAGCAGCAGCCCGCCAGCAUCAAGGACUUUUUGGACAACAGCCCCUUUGAGCUGAUUGACACCCCUGGACAGGAAGUGGUCAAGCUGGUUCGCUCAUUUGGCAACGAAAAAAUCACAGUCAGCUUCUCCAUCGCCGACAUCACCAACUACGACCCCUACACCGAGGACGCUGCCCUUGAGGACGAGGAGUUUGACGACUCCAUCCAAUCCCCCGGCAAGCAAUCCAACAACGCUGCCGAAGAAGCCGACGAGAUGGACGAGCUCGACGAAGAGGCCGCCGCCCCGAUCAACCUCUCCAUCGUGGUCGAGAAGCCCGGCAAGACCGCUGGUGCCCUCAACAUCGACGCCACCGCCCAGGACGGCAACAUUGUCGUCGAGAACAUGUUCUUCUACGAGGACGCCAAGGUCGCCAAGGUCGAGAGCCCCGAGUCUGCACAGAAGCGCGCGGACGUGUACCCCGGUCCUCCGUUCGGCAGCCUCGACGAAGAUCUGCAGGUCCUGAUGGAGCGGUUCCUCGAGGAGAGAGGCAUCACGCAGGCUAUGGCUGUGUUUGUGCCCGACUAUGUGGAUGUCAAGGAGCAGAGGGAGUAUCUGCGGUGGUUGAGUAACGUCAAGGGCUUCGUUGAUGCUUAA